CCCUGCAUCCCCACAUGUCCCAGAGGCCCCAGUCUAGCCCCCAGAGCAACAAGCCAAGUUUCCUUCCAGCAGCUCCCAGUAAUACUCAAAAUGAGACUGAAGUCUCUCCAAUUACCUACAAGUCCCAGGCCAGUAUCCAAGGCUCUCAGCCCACUAUCCAUAAUCGCUGGGUCAGCAUCCAAGAGCCCCCACCCAUUAUCAACAGCCGCCGGGUCAGCAUCCAAGAGCCCUUGUCCAUUAUCCACAAUCGCCGCAUCAGCUUCCAAGACCCUCCACUAGUCCACAGUCGCAGGACCAAUAUCCAAGAUGCACCACCCAUUAUCAACAGUCGCUGGGUCAGUACUGAGGACAUGCCAUCCACUGUGAGCAGUCAUCAGCCAGGUAUCCAAGACACAUCGUCAGUUACCUACAGUCACCAUUUCAGUACCAGAGAUGUUUCACCAAUUUUCGAAACUCGCCAUUUCACCAUCCAAAAUUCUCCAUUACUUCCUCACACUUCCCUGACCAAUAUAGAAUCCAUUAUCCACAGUGGUAAUCAAGUCAUUAACCAAGACCAUCUUCCAACAAACCAGAAUCCCUGCUCGAGUACUCAAUGCCUCAAAUCGCAAGUCCGGGCCAAAGUUGAUGUCCCCCCUUCAAUUACUCACAGCCCCACAGCCAGUAUCAAAAGUGUUGACUCAGUCAUCUGGACCUCCCACGAGACUUUCAGAGACUCUUUGGACAGUUUCCUAUCCAACCCAAGUACUCUAGACAAUAUCCAGAGCAUACAGUCAAACAGAUCUGCUGAGAUGGAUUCUGGCAGGUAUCAGAGGAAAAGUAAAUGCAGCCAAUCACAGCUGCCCCUGUGCUGGCGGCUGCUGCACAGAGCCAAGAAGAUCAGCCGUCAGGUGAGCCUGGCACUGUGCCUGGCUGGCAUGGUGAUCAUCGGUCUCAUCACUCUGGGCCAGCCCUGGAUCCACUUCCAGGUGCCACUGACACCCCCUGGGGAUCCUGAUGGCCCCUUGUUCAUCUCCAUCAACACCAUCUUCUUUGUGCGGUGCCCUGACAUCUCCUGCCUCCAUGAGUACGACCAGAAUGCUUACUUGCUGGACUUUGCCUGGGCUUUUCUCAUCCUCGCCAGCAUCACCAGCAUCUGCCUCUGCACCAUACUCAUAAACAUCAUCUUCUUCACCAGCUCCAAAAUACCCAUGCUGGACUUCUCCAACGUCAUCAUCAGCAUCCUGACAGGCAUGGCACUGAGAUUUAUCCCUCAGAAACCAUGGCGAGGAGUGCCUUGCCCAGGGCCCAUGAUGAUAUCCGACCCCUUCCCCACCACAUCCCAACGCUGUUCUCAUCCUCACAUUCAUUGCCCAUCCCAAUUCUAUCUCCCUCCAAAUCUCCAAUCAAUCCUGAUAAAAAAAAAUAUGAACUUCCAAUACAAUCUCAUCUCCAGCCCCAAUAUCAGCCUCCAGUUCACCUGUCAUCUCUAUCACCCACAAAUCUCAAACUCAACGGUAUUCAUUUUUGUGAUGUCCAUCCCCAUCCCACCCUCCAUUCCAAUUCUAUCUCUUUCCAAUCUCCAAACCAUCCCCCUUACCAUCCCCAACCCCUUUCCAAAUCUCAACACUCAUUCCAAAUCCAACCCAACUCUAUCACCUGUGAACCUCACUUUCAAACUCAACCAAAACCCAUCCCCAACCUCACCUUCCAUCUUGAUCACUCAAACUUCAACCUCUACCCAAUACCCAUUUCCAGUUCUGACUCAUCCCAAAUCCUUUCUCCACCCCUUACCACCAGCUCUGUGAUUUUGUUCAAGCUACUUAAUCUUUCUGAGCCACAGAUUUCUCUUGCAGAUUGGGGGUAAAUUUCCUAUCACGUGGAGAUAUAGUGAGGACUGAAUUAGAAAAUGUUGGUACCUGGUAGAAGCUAUUUAAAUGUGCACAAUUUAAUUCUUCCACCUGACCCAAAUAUCUCAAAACUGAUAACCUGAUUAGAAUUAGUCUAUUUUUCCAUGUGCAUGUUGAAUCAUACUUUUUAGAAAAGGAGGUAGGGUGGCACUUUAAUUUGGAAAUAAAGGGUAUUAUGUUUCUGUCA
Molecule: messenger RNA, 2073 nt
Organism: Hyaena hyaena (striped hyena)
Lineage: Eukaryota; Metazoa; Chordata; Mammalia; Carnivora; Hyaenidae
Exons: 3
Coding region: 15-1784 (589 amino acids)
Source: RefSeq, a predicted model, not a curated record